AUGAUUGUGGGUUCGAAUGGGAGUAUUUAUGUUGACAGCGCCCAUCCGGCGUACCCGCAUCUUGGCGACUUUCUCACUUCCUGCUGCGAGCCCGUUUGCCGCACUCUUCACAUGAGUGAAUACAUCAUUUCCCCCUCUUCUCUCUCCGCCGCGAGUGCAGAGGGAACGUACACGGUGGCGAUGAUAAGAAAUGCCAUUCGUUACUUCCGCCUUGACGAGCAGCAUCGACUGCCGGUGGAUAUUGCGAAGUUUGUUGAAUUGAAACAGCAGCUGGAGGACGCCACGGAAGAGACAGAAAGUGCAGUCCAACCACAAUCACAAUCACAACAGCAGCAGCAGCAGAAGGGAAAGGAAAAACAAGGGGAUAAUAAUGGAAUUAAAAAGAUAAGAACAGAAACGGAUAAUUCUCCUUCUUCUGUUGUAAAGAAGGAGGUGGAUGAGGAGCCAACUUCACCAUGGCGUCGUUUUCUUUCUUUGGUGAGAACUCCACCUGUUCAACCAGAACCGUUAAUAGCACGUGCAUUAAUUCACCCAGACGCACUUCGUCCACUUCCACCGGAUCUUGAGCAGAUGCUGCAAGAAGAAGAACGAUCUUCAAGAGUGCGUAUUGUUCUCCAACCGAGAUUACGCUCUUUUCAACGGCAACAACAAAAUCAUCAUUUUAAUACUAAUAAUAAUCAUCAUCAUCAAUGGCAAAAAUCUCCACAAGAUGGAGAUGAAGAGAAGCUCGCAUACUUUCUUGUGAGUCAAGAUCGUAAACAUAUGGAGAAUCUCGUUAGCCGUCUGCAGGAUGUUCUCGUUCCUAUUUCUUUACAUGGUGUAGUGCGGUGGGUCCUUUCAGAUGUUGAUCGCGGUGUGGAAGAGAAGAGUAUUGUGGAAAGCGGUAGGACGAUGGUACUACGAAAACUAUUUGAUACACCCUCUACAGCCUCAGAGGAGGGAACUAGCGCGGGAGGAGAGAAAAAAUAUACCCGUCUUGUAUACAAGAGUCAAGUGAUGGAUGGAAAACUACGUAAUGUGAGAGAACGACUCUUUAAGGAACUUGGCGUACGUGCUGAUUUAUUCUACGAUUACUUGCAAGAUCGAACACUUGAUGUAAGGGACUUGGCAUUAGCGGAACAUGUACGUUUACGUCCAUAUCAAGUAGCCUCAUUAGAACGUUUUCGCUGUGGUAAUAAGGCACAUCAGGGAGUGAUUGUACUUCCAUGUGGAGCCGGAAAAACACUUACUGGAAUAGGAGCUGCCACUACUGUAAAGAAACGUACAAUUGUGAUGUGUAUUAACGUUAUGUCUGUACUGCAGUGGCAGCGGGAGUUUCUUAGAUGGACAAAUCUCUCAGAGGAUCAGGUGACAGUGUGCAUUUCUGAUAAAAAACAAAUGCCAGGGGAUGUCUUCAUUACAACAUAUAAUAUGCUCGUUGCGAAGCGUACAGUUCUUAAUGAUCAAGAGCAAAGUGCAGAUGCCAGACUCACCUCACAAAUUCUUGCUAGUGUAGAAGAACAACCAUGGGGAUUAUUGUUAUUAGAUGAAGUUCACACUGCCCUUGCACAUCACUUUCAAGAAGUACUAAAUAAAGUAAAAUACAAAUGUGUGGUUGGUCUCAGUGCAACGCUUUUACGUGAGGAUGAUAAAAUUAGUGACCUUCGCCAUCUCGUAGGUCCAAAACUGUAUGAAGCUAAUUGGUUAGAACUCACACGCGCUGGAUUUCUUGCCCGUGUGGAGUGUGCAGAAGUACGAUGUCCAUUACCACUACCGUUUUUCACAGAGUACAUCACCGCUAAUGCAGAUGCAAAUCCCUUUGCUCGUCGUGGUACAACAACACUCGCCGCUGGUGUGGUGUGUUUUAAUCCGUAUAAACUAUGGUGUGCACAGGCAUUGUUGGAGUUUCACCGUAAUCGAUCACCACCAGAUAAAGUUAUUAUUUUCUGUGAUGAUUUGGAGGGUGUACAUUACUAUGCACGACAUUUAAAGAUUCCUUUUAUGGAUGGUAAGACAAGUGAGUCCGAGCGUGCCAACUUGUUGCAGUAUUUUCAAUUCUCUAAAGAUAUCAAUGCGAUUAUUCUUUCUCGUGUUGGUGAUGUUGCCCUAGACAUUCCCUGUGCUUCUGUUAUUAUUCAAAUAACGGGAUUAGGCGCCUCACGUCGUCAGGAGGCGCAGCGACUCGGACGUAUUCUUCGGCCCAAGCCCCCUUCACUGGACAAUACGUGUUCCUUCUUCUACACCCUCGUCUCGCAGGACACACACGAGGUGCAACAGAGUUACGGCCGACAGAGUUGGCUGCGGGAUCAGGGAUUUGCCUACCGAGUACUGCAGUGCGAUGCGGUGCUGAGGGAAUUUCAGCGGACCGGCGGGAAACCGUGCUGUGUGGGCCCGCCGCAGUGGUGGUAUGAGUCCACAACGGCAUUGGCGCCCACUGCGGUGGCGGCGAAGGGGAACUUUUGGAUUCCCUUCUCCCCAGAGGCCUCUCGGCGGAUGCAUCACCGAUUCGUAACGGGAAGAGAAGGCUGUGAAUUGGAUGUUGCGAUACUCGGCAACACACCGCGGCCGACGGAGUUGCUGAAUAGUGCCAUGGAGGAGAAAUGGAUUGUGCGGUUUAGUGCCUCUAACGCUCCAGAGACAUUUGGAACGGUUCAAAUGGUGGAAGAUAAUCCAUUAUUCAUGCGGCGUAUCUGCUACGGACCCAUGGAUGAAAUGCAUAGUUGUCUAAAAGGAGAGGAAUGCAUGAAUCACGUACUGGAACAGAUGAAGUUUAUUAUUAUGAGACGUUCAAAACAGUGCUGA
Messenger RNA from Trypanosoma theileri, 2781 nucleotides. Its product is annotated as DNA repair helicase and transcription factor protein. The record is from RefSeq and is a predicted model, not a curated record. Gene Ontology annotation, molecular function: DNA binding; hydrolase activity; ATP binding. The coding region runs from base 1 to 2781 and encodes 926 amino acids. The transcript has a single exon. Lineage: Eukaryota; Euglenozoa; Kinetoplastea; Trypanosomatida; Trypanosomatidae. Gene Ontology annotation, biological process: nucleotide-excision repair; transcription initiation at RNA polymerase II promoter. Gene Ontology annotation, cellular component: nucleotide-excision repair factor 3 complex; transcription preinitiation complex; transcription factor TFIIH holo complex.